AUGUCGAACAAGGAAGAUACACUCAGAUGGUGUGGAUCAAAAUCUGGGCAGUAUUCGUUCAAAAUUGGCUAUGGCAUUUUAGAAAAUUUGGCAGCAAGGGUGGACUAUCCAACUAAACUGUUGUGGAGUUCUCCUAUCCUCUCGAAAGCAGGAGCUUUCUCAUGGCUGGUUUUAAGAAAGAGAAUCCUAACUAGAGAAAGACUGUGCAGAUUAGGCUUCCUGGGCCCAUUUAGGUGCACAAUGUGUAAGAGUGCAGAAGAAACUCUGGAUCAUCUAUUACUCCAAUGUGAGGAGGCACAGAAGGUACGGAAAUUCCUUCUUGUAUGGGAAAUUUGUAAGGAGCGAAAUAGGAGAAUUUUCCAAGAUAAAUCAAAAUCUGAGGAGAAGUUGUGUGCAAGGGUGGAAAGGGAAAUAGCUGAAGCGGUAUCUGUGGCAGCCAGGAAUCAUAAUUUAACAAAACAUUCAUUCACAAAUGAAGAAAGAGAUAUCCAAGCAAAUUGGCCUAUGAUCCAUUGCCAACCUAUUAAUGGGUCUUCAGGGGUUGAUCCAGUUCUUUCUGUAGAGAAGGUUAAAUGGGAACCACCGAGCAAACAGUGGAUAAAGAUCAAUUUCGAUGGAGCAUCAAAAGAAAACCUAGGAACCUUAAGUGUGGGUGUGGUGGCAAGAGACGACAAUUGA
Cryptomeria japonica (Japanese cedar) is the source of this 678-nucleotide messenger RNA. RefSeq lists its product as uncharacterized. NCBI's taxonomy places the organism in Eukaryota, Viridiplantae, Streptophyta, Pinopsida, Cupressales, Cupressaceae. The transcript has 2 exons. The coding region runs from base 1 to 678 and encodes 225 amino acids. The record is from RefSeq and is a predicted model, not a curated record.